AUGGAGGAAAUUUUUCGAAAUGGAAAUACAGAAAAAAUAACAAAUGACAAUAUCAGUACCAUAAAAAUGGUAAAAGAGGAUUGUCUUCUGGAUCAUAUGGAAAUUUCUAUUGUUGAAGCUGAAAAACGAGCAAAUGGAGCGCUCAAUUUAAAAGAAUUUUACACUGUCUACCUCAUUGAGACAAAAGUAACGGAUCCGAAUUUCGAAAACGCCCCAAUAAAAGUGAGUUCCUUGUGGCGUCGAUACACGGAAUUUGAAUUACUACGAGCUUACUUAGAAAUAUCCUAUCCCUAUGUGGUGCUGCCACCUUUACCUGAAAAGAAAGUUCUCUACGCUUGGCAAAAAGUAACAACCGAUACAUUUGAUCCCGAUUUUGUUGAUCGUCGACGAGCUGGUCUUGAGAAUUUUUUAUUGAGGGUAGCGUCGCAUCCAAUUUUGUCCUUUGACAAACAUUUAAUUAGUUUUCUUCAACAAAAAGAUGGUUGGAGGGAAAGUGUUAAAGAAACAGGUUAUUUACAAUUAGCCGAGACCAAAUUAAAAGCACUGAGUGUGGCAGUUAGAUUGAGAAAACCCGAUAAACGUUUCGAGACGAUAAAAAAUUAUGGAAUAGAAUUGCAGAAUAACGUGUGUAAUUUACUACGAGUUCGUUCAAGAUUAGCCGAAAAACAAUACAGUUUGUAUAAAUUACACGCCAAUUAUGGACGAGUAUUCAGCGAAUGGAGCGCGAUUGAAAAGGAAAUGGGUGACGGACUACAGAAAUCGGGUCACUAUUUGGAUUCGUUAGCAGCGACGAUUGACACGACACUCGAGGAAGAGGAACUGAUUGCGGAUCAAUUGAAAGAAUGGCUUUUUAGUGCUUCUGCUUUGCAACAAGUUGUGCGUCGAAGGGAAGCUAUGCAAUUAGCGACCGAUGAGACUCACGAUGUUUUACAUGCGAGUUAUGAUCAGAAAAAUAAAGCAAUUCAAGGCAAAUCGAGUCUUAUGUCACGGCUUUUUGGCUCAGUUGAUACGGAAGACGUCAGGGAGUUAAAAGUUGUUCAAUUGGAUCAAAGGAUCACGCAAAACGAAGAAGCAGUGAAGAAAGCUGAUGAAAAUUUGAUAUCGUUUUCGAAUAAGGCUUUAGAAGACAUUGAAAGAUUUCAACAACAAAAAGUUAUUGACUUAAAGGAAACUUUAGCAGCCUACUGUGUUCUACAAUUUAAACUGGCCAGAAAGAGUCUUCAGUCUUGGCAGCACAUCAAAGAGUGUCUCGAAGGAAUGCCAUAAACGACUGUAUUUAUACAAAUUCUAAAAGUACAAUUUUCCUAUAAUUAACUUAUUAAAUUAUGUUUAUUUUAUUGUGUCAUAUCUCUCUCUAUAAUAUAAACAAUAUACAUUCCAGCACUUGAAAAUUUUUAAGUGUCAAAUUUAAUAUUUGAGAUUAUGUUUUUAUUAUUAAAAAAUUAUAUAAUAAAAUUAAAAAAAAAAUAAUAGAAACUAUUGUAAAAAUGAAUCACAAUAUGUUAAUACGAUGAUAUAUAUAUAUUAUUUAAAACUCACUGCGUUGUUCACUAUUAUAUUAAUCAUCUAUUUAAUUCACUAUUAAUAUUUUACAUGUAUUUAAUAAUAUUGUUAAAUUAUUAUUAAUAUUAUUAUUAUUAUUAUUAUUAUUUUCAACUUCAGAGGCGAUAGCAAAAUGUUUUUCCAUAGAAAAUUUAAUAUUUAAAAAAAAGUGGCAAUAAUUAGAAAAUUCUAAAUGAAUCUUAAACGACAGUUAGAACAAACAUAUUUUUAUCUGUUAGAAAAAAGAAAAAUUUUCUUGUACUUUUGAAAUUAAAAAGAAAAAAACAGCGUUUUAAAAAA
Leptopilina heterotoma is the source of this 1842-nucleotide messenger RNA. RefSeq names its product sorting nexin-4-like. The transcript has 9 exons. The record is from RefSeq and is a predicted model, not a curated record. The coding region runs from base 1 to 1266 and encodes 421 amino acids. NCBI's taxonomy places the organism in Eukaryota, Metazoa, Arthropoda, Insecta, Hymenoptera, Figitidae. Gene Ontology annotation, biological process: protein transport. Gene Ontology annotation, molecular function: phosphatidylinositol binding.